CUGAGAUCUCACUAUAUUUCUCGAGUUUUUAAUUUAUUGGAUUAACACACUUGCAGCAAAUGAGCGAUAUGUGCAUGCACAAAUGCCUUGGUUCUGAUGAAUGUGCUUACAAAGCCAAUAAAUUACAGCAGUAGAAACUUCUGAAGAAAUAAUAAAACUGUAAAUAACGAACCAGUGGAGCUCUUAAUACAGCAACAGGAAAAGUUGGUUGUUAACUUGUGGGGGCCCUAGAUUUCAGAUUGACGGAUCACUGCCGUAAAUUCAACUGUAGCAUUUUUAACUGAAAUCGUUGCAUAACAAUGUCAACCGCGACUCGUAGUACCAAUGCUAAUACAUCAGUUGGCCAACCAAACAGCUAUCUAUACCACCAAUGCCUUCAAUCCGAAAGUCAAAAUGAACAACAUUCGACGGUUGAUGCCAGUAAUUUUCCGCUUAGAUCCAUAAAAGACGUGGUGGGCUUUUUUCGUCGAUCCACGGAGGAUGGAUUCUCGGGGAAAGCAAUUGAGCCUGAUCUUACAUUGCUUUCUAUAGUAGCAGGUUAUGUAGAGCUCUCCUUAACUACAGGCGAUGCUGCCUUAGCUGCUGAACACGCGCUGUUAAAUGCAACAUUGAAUACGACUAUUUCUCCACCUCCCCUUGCGGGCGGAGCAGGAAGCGCAGGGAUAUCAGCGUCGAAUCGCGUUAUAAAAAGCAACAGUGUGCCUUUUCCUGUUGUUACAUACGAACUGGUUUCGGGAUUAUACAAAAAAUUUCAAAGCAUACUAUCCGUAGUAGAAAAGCCGAAGUCAAUGCAAAAUCGCCAAGCAACUCGCGAAGUUAUUAAAAAAGUCUCGGAUGUCAUUUGGCAUUCUUUAAUAAGAAGUAGUUACAAAGAUCGUGCUCAUUUACAAAAUCUUUAUUGUUAUUUAUCCGGCAAUAAAUUGGACUGCUUCGGUGUAGCUCUCGCAGUUGUCGCAGGCUGCCAAAUGCUUGGAUAUCGUGAUGUACAUUUGGCUAUAUCGGAAGACCACGCGUGGGUUGUAUUUGGAUCUACACAUGAUGAAUGUAUUGAGGUUACAUGGCAUGGUAAAGGUAGUGAAGAUAAACGUGGUCAGGAUAUAACCGCAGGGAUUGAAUCCGGCUCUUGGUUGUAUUUGGGUGGUUUGGCAGUAGUAUGUGACAGGGCUAUGGAAGUUGCCGCUAUUGCCACUGCGAUAAAUAUAUCCAUGACAACUAAUAGUGAUUGUGUUGAAGUAGCAGAUUUGCAACAACAGUUACUUUGGGUGCUGUACGAUAUGGGUCAUUUAAAAAAGUUUCCCAUGGCUUUAGGAACACUUGGCGAAUUGGAGGAAAUUUGUUCAACACCUAAACGCAUAUCUUGUGAGCAAUUAUAUAAAGAGGCCAUACAGUCUGCACGCAGAUACUAUCGUAACCAUCAUGUCUAUCCUUACACUUACCAGGGAAAUUUUUAUAAUCGGCUGUUGAAGUAUCGUGAAGCUUUUGCCGCGUGGGCCAAUGCAGCAGAUGUAAUACGUAUAUAUACGUAUAGUUGCCGUGACGAUGAGGAAAUCUAUAAAGAGCUUUUGGACAUUGCCAAUGAGAUGAUACCGCACGUAAUGAAGACGGAGAGUUCGGGCCAUUCGGGAAGAAGUAUUUUGCGCGAUUCCGAAGCUUUUGCUAAUCUAUUGCGUUUUUAUGAUGGCAUUUGCCAAUGGGAAGAAGACAGCUUAACACCAAUAUUGCAUAUUGGUUGGGCUAAGCCAUUAGUAAAUAAUAUAACGAAAUUCGACUAUGAUAUUAGAUCACAAGUUGUGAUUAACGUCCCUAUAGAGGAUGAAAUUACACAAGCAAAAAAACAAUUGUUCCCAUCACUAACCGAAACAACCUCACUAAAAGUUUUAGAAAAUAUAGUGAGAGAAGUUCAACCGCAUGUUGAAGUUUCCAUAACUGAAACCAAAAGCGAUCAAGAUGGUACUUAUAGUAUGAAUAAUAAUAUCCUUAAAACAGAGGAGAAAGCUCUGUUGGAUGCGAAAAAAUCGGAUAUUACGACUACGCUUGCGGAUUUAACUGCUGCGUGUGGUGAGAAGAUUUUAAACCCUGUUUUUUUAUUACAGGGUGGAGGAGAGCCUUUCGCUGAACAGAAAAAACAGUUGGAACAAGGGCAGAGUAAUCGCAAUAAUAAUGCUGAAAACGGUUUGAAAAUUAUCGCAAAUAAUGAAAAUGAUUCAAGCGUGAAGGCCGAAAAAUCGGAAAACAACACAAAGAAGUUGCAAGAAAGUGAAAGCAUUGUCUCUUCUUCCCUUCCAUCUUCGCCUCCACCCGUUGACAUUUUUGAGUUCAUGAUUAAACGACCCAUUAUUACGCUUUAUAGUCAAAAAAUGAAGGGUCUUAAGGAUCUUCUACUGGCGGAAAAACUAAACACUCAUGCUAUUUCGUUACAAGUAACCGCUCAAUCUGUUGCCAGUAAGAAGGUACGAGGAAUCGAUAAACUUGGAAAUCAUACAACAACUUCAACCUAUGCAACUGCACAUGUACCAAACAAUGUUCCACAACCUGCAAACUUAGCUGAAGGUAAUACCCAUACAAAUGAUAAUGGAGGCCCAUCUUCGUCUAUCGCGGCUGCACGUCCGAAGCGUUCUCGUCGCGAGUAAGUAACGCGACUAAGCAUUAAGAAGUUACGUGCGGAUCUUUUCGGCCUCGGCCUUGCCCACCCUUGGCGUAUAUUGUGUUGAUUAUGCUCCAAAUCGCUAAAUAAUCCUUGCAGCUAUCAGCACCAUUGGAAAUUUUCGGAAAGUAGAAAUAAACUAAAUUAAUUUAAUUCAAUAAUUAGUAAAAGAAAUUGCAGACAAACGUACAAUUGGAACGACGUUUUCCGCAUCCGCAAACGAAUGUUUGUUUGCUGAUUUAGGUUAUUGGCCUGGCGUCUAAUGAAGCAUUAUCGUCAUGAUUAAUGUUCAAUCUCCUUUUUUUUAAACUAAAUCGGUUUCUUAAACAAAUUUCUAUUCAAAUAUUUUUCUUUUUCGUUGUUCAAUUUACUCCACCGCAUGGCCGAGAAGCCAUUUUGAGACAGAAAAUAAGUAUAUAAAAUAAUUCAAAAACAAGUAAGAAAGUCUAAGUUCGGGCGGAGCCGAACAUUAAAUACC
Messenger RNA from Rhagoletis zephyria (snowberry fruit fly), 3122 nucleotides. It is a transcript of the gene Mnn1, whose product is annotated as menin 1. The record is from RefSeq and is a predicted model, not a curated record. Lineage: Eukaryota; Metazoa; Arthropoda; Insecta; Diptera; Tephritidae. Gene Ontology annotation, biological process: regulation of transcription by RNA polymerase II; negative regulation of cell cycle; negative regulation of cell population proliferation. Gene Ontology annotation, molecular function: Y-form DNA binding; chromatin binding; transcription cis-regulatory region binding. Gene Ontology annotation, cellular component: chromatin; histone methyltransferase complex; nucleus.